AUGGCCGAUUUCUAUGAAAAUAAGGAAUAUUGUAUGGAAGAGGCUAUUGGAUAUAUCUCUACCCUUGAAAAGCCAAAUUUAUCGCGCAUUGCUGAGGAAUAUGGGAUUUCGCCUAAAGUUUUGUGGACUCGCGUCCGUAAAAAUUCAACGCCUAGAAACCAACGAAAACCUACGAAUAAGGCUUUAAAUGAUACGCAGGAAGCUGCUUUGAUGUAUUGGAUCAAGUCAUUAGACGAUGCAUUUAUUCCACCGACACCAAAUAUUAUAGAACAGUGGGCAAAUAUGAGUCUUGCUCGGUCGGCAACACCAGAUCGAACAGUUGGUAAAAACUGGGUCUAUCGAUUUAUGAAAAGGUUCUCCAAAGAUGAUAAUGAUUCUGAGGAUAGUUUUGGGCUGAGACGUCAGAAAGUCACCGAUUCAAAGAGAAUAAGUGAUAAAGAUGUCGCUAUCCUACGGCAUUGGUAUGAUUUAUUAGCCAAUAUUAUGAACGGUGUGCCCGAGAGACUCGUCUACAAUUUUGAUGAGACUGGCUUCCAGCUUGGCCAAGGACAAACCCAGAAAGUCUUUACACGUUAUCAAUCAAAAAUUCCUCGCCUCGCCGGUGAAGAACAUGGAGAGCGAGUGACAGUCGCUGAGUGUAUUGCAGCUGAUGGCUGGCGAAUGGAACCACUUAUUAUCUUCAAAGGACGUCAUCAAAUGGAGUCGUGGUAUAACACCAAUUUACCCCAGAAUUGGAUGACAGCUACUACUGAAAAAGGCUAUAUGAUUGAUGAACUCGCGGUGUCUUGGCUUAAAAGAUUUGACCAAGAAACACAGCAUCGUGUAAGACGUGGAGAGUAUAGAAUUCUUCUUCUUGAUGGCUGUGGCUCCCAUUUGACUGUGGAAUUCUUAAUGUAUGCUGAACAGAAGAGGAUAAAGAUUUUUUGCUUUCCAGCAAAUAAGACCAAUUAUAUUCAACCUCUAGAUGGCAAGCCUUUUUUGGCUUAUAAGGCCUAUUUUCGUCAACAAAAUAACCUUAUUUCACAGUGGGGUGGUGGCAUUACAGCCAACAAAAAUUCAUUUCUUGAAGACCUUAUGGGCUUUAGAGAUAAAGCUUUAACACAGCGAGUUUGCCGCAAUUCCUUCCGGGAAAGAGGCAUUUAUCCAGUUAACGCUGAGAUUGUUUGCAAGCCACUAGAAGAUGCACUUCCUCCGAUUCCUGACAUAUCAAUUGACCUUCGGAAUACACCAUCACCACCCCCAGAAAAUCUAUUAUCUUCAAGUCUUGAAAAUACACCUUCAAAGACAAUCGAAGACGUUCAAAAACGCCGACAAAAACUGGCUCCGCUGAUGGAAUUGGAUGGUGUUACCCCCAAAUUAAAACGGAGGUUUGAGCAAGUCCUUACCGAGAUGAAUUUUCAUGUUGAGGCUAUCCAGAAUGCAUCAACUACAAUCGCAAAAAUGGCCCAAAUUCAAGCCCCGCGGGCUAAAAAAACUACCAAAAGACAAUUAUUAAACCUCAAAAAUGAUGGUAUUCUACGUGUGAAAGAUGCAAAUCGAUCUAUUGCUGAGCGGCGUGAGAAAGAAGAUGCAGCAGAGGAAAGACGAGUGGCAAGAGAGAUUAAAAAACGCGAUGCAAAGACACCUUCCCAAGGUCCUGUUAGAGGUCAAAAUAGUAUGGUAUCUACAGAAAUUCUUGGUGCGAAUGGUGAUGUAAUUGGUUAUCACGAUACUUUUGUUAUGUAG
Molecule: messenger RNA, 1725 nt
Organism: Penicillium angulare
Lineage: Eukaryota; Fungi; Ascomycota; Eurotiomycetes; Eurotiales; Aspergillaceae
Product: transposase
Exons: 1
Coding region: 1-1725 (574 amino acids)
Cellular component (GO): nucleus
Molecular function (GO): DNA binding
Source: RefSeq, a predicted model, not a curated record